Bacillus rossius redtenbacheri is the source of this 4002-nucleotide messenger RNA. RefSeq names its product hexosaminidase D-like. Gene Ontology annotation, molecular function: hexosaminidase activity. Gene Ontology annotation, biological process: carbohydrate metabolic process. The transcript has 6 exons. Bases 235 to 2022 code for a protein of 595 amino acids. The record is from RefSeq and is a predicted model, not a curated record. NCBI's taxonomy places the organism in Eukaryota, Metazoa, Arthropoda, Insecta, Phasmatodea, Bacillidae.
AAACUGGAACAACAAAGAUGUCGCGAACUAAAGAAAGUUUGUUGAUUGUUUGUUAUGGGGUCGUAUUUGUAUAAUAAAACAGUUUUUAAUAUAGUUAAUACAAUUUAUACGUCGAUGUUAGUUAAGUUGUAAAUAGAAUUGCAGAAUCUCAAAAAGUAAAAUAGAUGGUGUUAUACGUUUCUUUAGUGAAUACUCUAUAAUUAUAAUUGGGACCCUUGUCUUAGAUUUUGAAUAAUGAGACUACGAGUUGGGAGGACUCAAGUAACCGUAAUUACAAUGGGUGUGUUGUUUCUGCUAUUAAUUUUAUACCGCAUGUCAUACGGUGACACGUCUGUUCAGCAUGCAGUAAUAAGAGAAGAUGAUGUGAUUAAAACACAACCAGACAAUUCACAAAUAAUAUUACAAUCAAAUGAAAAUGAUAAGAUAAUGUCAAAUGUCAAAGAAAAACUUAAGGUUGAUGAUCACUUCGGAAGGAAGUUGAUGCUGCCCAGGUUAAGAGAAAAUGUGAAGGACGAGGGUUACAAAGAAGACGACAGGUUUGUUAAACCAAGGAGUGUCCCUUUAUUUCAUGGAUUUCGAAUCGUUCACUUGGACCUGAAAGGUGCUCCACCUCGAUUAUCGUUUUACGAAGAAUUCUUCCCGCUUUUGAAAGAAAUGGGAGCGACAGGUAUUUUGAUAGAGUACGAAGACAUGUUCCCGUACUGGGGCCCUCAGUUGCAAGACAUUUCAGCUCACAAUGCGUAUACUAAAUCUGACAUAAAACAUAUUAUUAAGCUUGCAUACAGCAAUGGAUUAAUGGUUAUACCACUUAUUCAGACGUUUGGGCACUUGGAAUUUCUUCUAAAGCUUCAGAAAUUUUCAGAUAUGAGAGAAGUGCCCAAGUACCCACAGGUAAUCUGCCCAUCUCACAACGCAACUUUUUCUCUGCUGACCGCCAUGAUUGACCAAAUUGUCAAAAUGCACCCCGGCAUAAAAUAUUUGCACAUUGGCUGUGACGAAGUUUAUUACCUGGGCGAGUGCAUUCGCUGUGCAAUGGCCAUGGUUGAUCACAAGUGGAGUAAGACUGAGCUGUUUCUCAAUCACGUCACACUGAUUGCAAGGUACGUUCGCGAGAAGCACCCGGGCGUGGUCCCCCUGAUGUGGGACGACGAGUUCCGGGAGCUGUCCCAGGAGGAGCUCCGGGAGUGGGACGUGGCCCAGUGGGUGGAGCCAGUCGUGUGGAAGUACACGCCUGACGUGGCCAGCUACAUCGCCUCCGACGUCUGGGAGAAGUACGCCGCGGUCUUCCACGCCGUCUGGAUCGCGAGCGCCUUCAAAGGGGCCACUGGCCCGGACAAAUACGUCACGGACAGCAGCUACCACUUGGAGAACCACCGUGCGUGGAUGGACGUUGUUGCCAUGUACUCGGACCGCAUCAAGUUCCGCGGCGUCAUCAUCACCGGCUGGCAGCGCUACGAUCACUUUUCUGUGCUCUGCGAGCUGCUGCCGCCAGCGAUUCCGUCGCUCGCUAUAAGUUUGGCGUUCAUCCAGGGGGACAACAAAGAAAUGUCGGCCGUGCCGAGGAAGGUGUCGGACAUGUUGAAGUGCGAUGUGCCGUUGUCGAUGACCCCCGGAGCGGGUCGAGCGCACUGCUCGUUUCCCGGGGCCGGCAUCCUGGACGUGGUCGAGCGCCUCUACCUGCUGGCCAUGAGCAUCGAGCAUAUGACGAGCGACUCGACCAUGAAGGGCUGGAUGACGCAGUACAACAUCGACAAUGCCUAUUCGAGUCCGUCCCACGUGGAGCAUGCCACCGCAGAACUGGACAGGUGCCGCAUGGAGCUGGGCUACAUCGAGCGGGACAUGAAGGUGGCGAUGGCAGACGUGUACGACGCACACACGGUGACAGAGUGGCUCGCCACGUACCUCAAGCCCGUGGGGCGCCGACUGCAGGGCCUGUGGGAUGCCAAGGAGCGGCUCCUGUCCAAGGACCACUGGCCGAGGAGGCCAUUGGAAGCCCCUGCCACCGAUAGCGAGGAUCUGUAACGAUGUUUGAUCGCUAACAUUCACUUGCUAGGGAAUUCUCUCAUUUGUGAAAAGCAGAGUUGAUAUUGUUUGAGGUUGAUAUUGGUUUUUGAUCGGGAGCUGGUUCUUUUUCUUUUCAUCGAGACAAAUGACAGUACAAAUAGCUAAAGGAGGUGUGUAAAUUGAAUAGUGUUCAAGUACAGUGAUGUCUUUAAUGCAGGAUUCUAUGGUUUGGCACAUUAUGUAAUCCAGCACAAAUCGAGCCGCCCAUAUUCAGAUUUUUUUUUCAAGGAGUGUUCUAGCUGUUGACGUUUGCUGCCAGCGUUUUUAGUUUUCUUAGAGUUUAUCAUUGCUAUCGGUUUUCUUUUGAGUGCAGCAUUUACUGUUUUCUACCAGGUUCCAUUUCAAAUUUUAUAACAUCUGGUUAUCCCGUUCAAACUAUGUCGACGUUCGCUAAGCUGGCAAGGCCAUGGUCACUUGAUUAAAGACUGUUCACUGUACUACCUACUGUAGAGUUAAAUGUAGAGUUGUAUGCAGGUUAAAACUUUGUGAACAUUGUACAGUAAAACUUCUGUAAAAUGAAACUGAAGUGAGAUAAUUUUUUUUUUUUUUUUAAUUAAGUUCUUUAUAAAGAAUUGGAACAAAACAGGAAUGAUACCUAAGUGUACAAUACAAGAUUUGCCUCGUUUUACUACACCUGUGUAGAUGAGUAUAUUUGCCACUAAAUGGGCAAUAUUAAAUUUGUGAUACCAUUGUAAUUAGUUCAGGAAAUAAAGAAACUGUUACAACUUUAGCAUUCAUAUUAGCGAUACCGUGUGUCAGUAAGCUAUUACUUAAUAUAUGAUAAAAACAUUUCAAUGAAGGAAGUAAGACAUGCUUUAAAAAUGUAAGCAGUUAAUGUACAUCGCACCUGCAUCACUGUGGUCAUCUGGAGGAGCGGUAGUUUUGUAUUCUUCAUGUCCAUUGAGGCAUUGCUUAUAUUGUGCUAUUUAAGUAUAGAAUUUUGGUUAGGUUUGGAGGGGGAAAAAAAGUGUGUAAAGUUAUUUCAUCUUGGUUAUAAGGUAGUUUUUGUUUCAAGCAUGUUCAUCAUACAGAUGUUUUACUGUAUAGGUGUACAUAUUACGUACUAAUGGAACAAUACUCAAAUUUUCGGGUCAAUUUUAAGAAUGCAUAAAAUGUCCAUUUCUUGUGUGUGACUGUGAUAUUGGAAUAAUCCAUAUUGUGUACAUGACUGUCUCGCUGUUGUUUACCAUAGAAGUCGUAGUGGUUGAUUAAGAGUUAUUGCUUUACAAAUUUUAAUCAGCUUAGUUAAAAUUGUGCAAAGUAGGCAUGUUUUUAUUUGAUAACUGAUUAAAUGAAAUUGUGAAUAAUGUGAAACUAUUCAUUACUAUUAUUAUUCAGAAUAUCUAGUCAAUAUAUUUUAUCUAAAAACUUUUAGUCAAAAGAUCUGUUAAUAAUAGUAUGAUGUGGUGGAUUAAGGGUUGAAAUCUGUAAAUUAUAAUUAUUUUGUUGAUUUGAUCUCGAUUUUGUAAUUUAUAUACUAGGAUAUACUUUAUGAAAAUUGAACUAUUACACUGUUCAAAAAAUAAAUUUGACUUUGUUACAACUAUCAGACUUUCACAAUAUAUACUCACGGUUUCUAAAGAUCACAAAAGUGACGAAAAAGUAAACAAAUUUUAGAUCUUGUUACAAAAUAAUUAGCCGCUAUGCUAGAAGCCAUGAAAUUUAAAUUUCUAGCUGCCCAUGGUAACUUGAAUUUUUGUUGCUUGAUGCCUUACUUCAGAGUACAGCCUCACAUUAAAAAUAAAUGGUUUGAUACUGUCCACUCAAUCAUGUGCAAAUAUCUAGUGCAAUCCUUAACAGAGUUUUAAAUUUUGGGCAAAAAAAAUUAACAUUGAUCCGUGUGGUUGAACAUGUGCUUAAAUAACUAGACUGUGUUGGUUUUUAAUAAAUAUGUUAUGAGCAACUAUAGAUUUAAUUAAAAACUUCUCAUAAACAUUA